AUGUCUGUAUUUUCCCUUCUCCCUUUUAGUACAUUUCUCUUUCUUUCUUUCUCACUUACUCUCUUUUUUAUAAUUUUAUAUUAUCUUAUCUUCAACGACACUCUCUCUUUCUCUCUCGCUUUCCUUGGUCUUUUUCUUCUUCUCUCUCUUUCUCCUUCGUUUCUCUCUUCCUCCCUCUUACUCCUUGUUUCUCUCCUCCCACAUUUCCUCCGUCUUUUUCCUUUCUCUCCUCCGCCUUCCCCGCUUCUCAUUUUUUUUCUCUCUCUCUCUCUAACUAUCUCCCUCUCUUUCCCUCUCUAUCUCCUCCGGCUUUCUCUUUCUCUCUCUUUCUCCCUUGGUCUUUCUCUCUUUUAUCUCACUCUCUCUCAUUUUUCUCUCCUCCGUCUUUUUUCUCUAUUCCUCUUUCUAUCUCUCUUCCUAUCUCUCUCUUUUGCGUAUUUUCUCUCUCUCUCUCCCACCCUCUCUCUCUCUCUCUCUCUUUCUCUCUCUCACACUCUUGCGUCUUGCUCACACGGGCGCUUUCGUUUUUCUCUCUUUCUCACUCUUGUCACCCUCUUUUUCUCUAUUCUUCUCUUUCUCAUCCUUUAUUCGCAUUUUAUAGAUUCAUGA
Molecule: messenger RNA, 609 nt
Organism: Acanthosepion pharaonis
Lineage: Eukaryota; Metazoa; Mollusca; Cephalopoda; Sepiida; Sepiidae
Source: the annotation of a GenBank genome assembly